Molecule: messenger RNA, 2500 nt
Organism: Tuber melanosporum (Perigord truffle)
Lineage: Eukaryota; Fungi; Ascomycota; Pezizomycetes; Pezizales; Tuberaceae
Exons: 3
Coding region: 153-2483 (776 amino acids)
Source: RefSeq, a predicted model, not a curated record
AAAAGUGUGAAGAGGGUUUAUACUCAUAUUUUUUAUCUGAUUUUCAUGAAGUCUCUGGGUGUGCUAAUGGUUAAUGCUUUGCAGAAUCGAAUUUUCACGAUUUCCCUUUACUCAAGCCAAAGCCAGCGAAAGGUUCACAGACGCAGAAGCCAAUGGGCCACAUAAAAAUCGAUCCUUUUGCAGCAAACAGACCUUACCGCGGCCAACUCACUCCAACAAGUAGCUCCCCCGGGUCCCGAGAACACUCACCGGCCACACCGCAAGACGGCCAGCCACUCCGAACACCGCUUAACAAUGGCUCACUCUCACCGAAUCCACAAUUCCGGGAUCACCAUCAGCCCAGGAAGGAUUCUUCGUCAUCAAGCUAUAAUAUAGAAUCACCUUUUACUCUUUUUAACCCGGCAAACGUUUCCCCGGUGAGCCCGCGUACACCGACGGGUGCCGCAGCAACUACUCGUACUGGUAGUUUUUACCUUAACAGUGACUUGUAUGCCCCGGUUUCCCCACUGUCGGAUGGUAGCAGGACCGUGGCGGCGCGGAUGAACAACAUCGCACCUGGCCCGUUCGGGGUAAGUUCUAGUAACUCUAGCAGGGAGCGGACAUCUGAGAUGGUGGUACCAUCUGCUAGGAAUCCUCUAGAGCAAGGGCCGGCUAAGGCGCCGAAGGGUGGGGACUCAGAAACGCUGCCUGUUGCGGCUUCGUUUCCAAAUAAGGGGGAAGGGAGGGUCAGGUCUUCUACCAGCGGACACUCCGCGGACUCGCGGACAAUGGGAAGGAGUCGAGAGGCUGGAAGGGAAUCACGGGAGAAUGGGAGGGAGAGGGAACAAAGGUCAACUUCUAGUGCUGAACAACUAGCUAGGCUUCCAUCACCACACAGAAGAUCACAGUCGCCGGGAGGGGCGGAGGCGAGGAUGCGUAGAAAGGAGCGGAGUCUUCCCCCAGUUCCUUCACUCUCCCGCGGCACGACAAGGAGAAAUGGAGAGGAAUCGCCACUGGACCCAGUAUCUCCGUACACCCAUCGUGCUAUGAAGUCAGAAGUUGCACCCUCAAUUCCAAAAAUGGAUGCUUUGAGACUAGACACACGAUCGCACACGUUUGCCACCAAGAGCGAUUCUAAGUCACCCGGUGGCAGACAGCCCCCGCAUCCUGGAUUGGGAUUGCCCAGGUCUCCGUCUGUAACGGUGAAGAACCAUAUCCAUAGACGGAACAAGUCUUCGGCAAAUCUGGCUAAAGGACUCCCGCCUCCGCCAGAAGACAACUUACCACCUGCAUUACCAACAAAAGAUCAAGCAGUCCGACGGCGACCCUCUGUUGGAGCCAACACAAUGUCAUCUGGUAGAUUGGAUAGACGAUCUGGCUCUAAACCCCCGACACUAAACCGACUAUCUCCACCAAGAGCAGACGAAUACACCCACUACUCGUUAGGAAAUCCCUAUGACCUGGAAGCCCCGGUAGAGCAAUCCACAUCCCACAUCCCAAGCCCCUCCAUGUCAAGCAAUACCUCUUCCGUCUUCUCCCACAAUUCCAAGAGCUCCCGCAGUUCUAUGUCCAGUCCCCCAAUCCCUGAGACCUCCCAAGUCCCUAAACUCCCCCCCAAACCUUCUCGAGGGAGCCGUUGCCGGUCAAAGGACAGCAAUGGGCUGAGCGACAUCGAUGGCUUAAUGAAAGAACUCCAAAGUUCAAUGCAAGAACUCCAACCUAGCGCCGUGCCGCCAAAGCACCCAGUUGAAGGCCGACCUCGAGAUAAACCUCGAGUCUCGGCCCACGAGCGAGCAGCGCCCCCACCAUUGAAGUCCCACCAACACCAACCUUCGUCAUCAAAAUCCCCAAUCGACUACGAAAAACCCCUCCCAAACUUAACAGAACCCUUCCUCGCCCCCGACCUACCGCAAGCCUUGCCGCCGCCGCCCCCAAAAGAUAAAAGCCCACGGGCUCCUCCGUCCGCACCACCCCAACCACCGCCGAGGACCCAACCACCCGUAAACGAGCCCCUACCGGUGCCCAGAAGGCGGCGAACAACCGCAUCGAAAGGCAACUGCAGAGGCUGUGGCGAAGCUAUAGUCGGAAAAUCCAUCUCCUCCGCCGAUGGGCGACUAACCGGUCGGUACCACAAAGCUUGCUUCGUCUGCCGGGACUGCCACGAACCGUUCCAGUCCGCCGAAUUCUACGUGUUGAAUAACUCACCAUAUUGCCAUCGACACUACCACAAGCUGAACCAUUCACUGUGCCCGUCCUGCGAUAGAGGGAUCGAGGGGCCGUGUUUGGAGACGGAGAUGAACGAGAGAUUUCACCCGAAUUGUUUCAGAUGUUAUGAUUGCCGAUGCGAACUCAGCGGCGAUUACUUCGACUUCAAUGGACGACCCUACUGCGAACGACAUGCCUUCCGGAUGGUACGGGGGACGCAGAAUGGGAACGGGAACCUGGGGGCGAGCAGGAGUCCGGCGGACAUGGGGAGGAGGAAGACAAAGUUGAUGUUUAUGUGAAUUCGUUCAACUCAAUC